Molecule: messenger RNA, 381 nt
Organism: Paramuricea clavata
Lineage: Eukaryota; Metazoa; Cnidaria; Anthozoa; Malacalcyonacea; Plexauridae
Source: the annotation of a GenBank genome assembly
AUGAGAAUGGAAAGUGCACUAAGAGGAGGUGCCGAGAUAACAGGGGAAUCCGUCAAUAGAUUAGGUAAGUAUUCAUAUGCACACAUGAAGAAGAAGGAUACGGGGCAAAGGACUGCAAAGAGAACAAUAAACUGUUACAACUGUGGAAAUCAAGUCGCUGGCCAAAUUAUGAAGCACAAGGAAGUAUGCCCAGCACGAAAUGUGAAGUGCAACAAAUGUGGCAAAGCCGGCCACUUUGCUAAAGUCUGUAAGAGCUCUGAAGAUAUCCGACAAGUGGAGCCAGAGAACGAGAGGGAAGAUGAUGGGGUAUACAACAUUAAUUUAUUUAGUAUCAAGGCUUCAGCAAGACCAGUCAAACCAAGGUUGUCAUCAAGCAUGUGA